Messenger RNA from Arabis nemorensis, 1647 nucleotides. NCBI's taxonomy places the organism in Eukaryota, Viridiplantae, Streptophyta, Magnoliopsida, Brassicales, Brassicaceae. The record is from the annotation of a GenBank genome assembly.
AUGGGGAAGCAUUUGAAAACCGAGAAUUCGAGUCCAAGACAUGGUAAAUAUGAUCACAAAUCAGGCUGGUUAGCUGGAAUGCUUCAUGUGCUUGACUUUCACCAUUGGAGAACCAAGAACCGUCCAAUUUGUUGGAAGACACCAAGAACCCAUUCCUUGGUGCGUGAAACCGAUGAACAAGAACCGUUUCUUGAAGAUUCAAAGAUGUUUAGUAGUGUUAUCGCAGAGGACAAGCCAACGAGACAAGAAACAAAGGUGAAGAAGAUGAUGACGACUAAGCAAGUAACAGAGUAUGUUGAUUUUCUUGAAACCUUGAGAAAAGAAGAUGUUUUUGUCAAGAUUCUGAAACAUCCGAAUUCGGAGUUUCCGAAGCAAGUGCAGAUCAAGAAGUCUAAUCGUAGAGUUUUGCCUAAGUCAGGCUCGUUUCCUCUCUCGCGUUCUUCAAGUCCUGCGAGGAUCGAACACAAGCAGAAAGAGAAUUGGUAUGCUCCAAAGCAGAACGGUUCUGUUUUGACUUUGAAUGUUCCAAGAGACACUUCUUCUUCUCAAGAACACAAACCUUCUCAUGGCUCACCUGAUGAUCAUGGAUUUAAUCACGCGUUGAUAAAUGGAUUUAGAGAAAUCAAGAAGUUGCUCAAGAAGGCACUUAAAGAUCGAAAGCACGCGAAGCAGCAGAAGAAGUAUUCGGUUGUGUCGAAAGAUGAUUCUUUGGGGAGAUAUUCUCAUCUCUUGGAGCAUAGUUUUAGAAGAGAAGGCGGUGAAUUGCGUUCUAAGAGCUUAAAACCUUCAUAUGAAGAGAAAAAGAGCGAUUCGAGAGAUUAUAACAAUAAACCGCAAUUCUUCAGACGGAUUUCGUCCUUGUCAAGCCUUGAAGUUCUUGGUUCAUUUCUGACCGAACAGCCCCGAGACAGUUCUACUAGGAAAUCUGUAGAUCAAGAUACUGAGUUUGGAUCCAAGAAAUCUUCAUUGAUGUCCGAAACUCCGGUAAGAACAGAGCACGAAGAAGGAAAAGAUGAGAAGCAAGAGGAGAGAAGCCAUGAAGAUCACUUAGACAUACCAAACCAAGAUCCUGGUUCAGCUCCGUAUAGUGAUUCUUCGGACGAUACUGCACAAAAGACAGAGACUUUACUCUCACAAGGUUUAGGUCUAACUUGUUUAGAGAUUUCCAACCAUGAAGAUGCCUACUUCUGUUACGUGAAAAAGGUUCUAGAGAUUUCAGGCUUCCUCGAAAACGAACCCAACGGAGAAAAAUGGCACUCGGAGGAACAACCACUCAAUCCAUCACUGCUCUACGAACUCGACAUUCAAGAAGAAGAAGUGAACAAAGAGCUUCUCUUUGAUUUGGUUAACGAGGCGAUCACCGAGACUCACAAUCAAUCAGAAAUCUAUUUCCCUAAAACAUUUAGUUUUGCAUAUCCAAAUGGGAAACGUUUUCUUGAUGAGGUUUGGGAAAGAGUCGAAUGGAGCCUCUCUGGUUUAGGAGCUGAGAUUAGAGAUCGUUCAUUGGAUGAUAUUGUGGGAAGAGAUCUUCUUGCUAAGCGUGAUGGAUGGAUGAGUUUACGAGCUGAAUCUGAAUGGCUAACUCUUGAGCUUGAAGAUCUGAUUUUUGAUGAUGUUUUAGAAGAAAUGCUUUGUGUUUAUUCGUAG